This is a messenger RNA of Thermothielavioides terrestris NRRL 8126, 1671 nucleotides long. RefSeq lists its product as uncharacterized. Lineage: Eukaryota; Fungi; Ascomycota; Sordariomycetes; Sordariales; Chaetomiaceae. The transcript has 5 exons. The record is from RefSeq and is a predicted model, not a curated record. The coding region runs from base 496 to 1572 and encodes 358 amino acids.
CGUUCUGCGGCCGAACUUGUCGCCUGGACUUCCCUGCUUGCCAGCUCUCCACUACCCACUACCCCACGUUUCGAGGAGGCAAAACGGAGACCUUGGUAUAAGUAGCGGACGAUCUUCAAGUCGGCAGAAAUGGAUGUCAGCGAGAUAGUCGACAACGAACCCGCGGCGCGUCCAUUCCUAUGUGACUGGGAAGGAUGCGGCAAGGGAUUCAACCGCAAGUCAGACUUGCAAAGACAUUAUCGGAUACACACCAACGAGCGACCGUACUCGUGUGACUGGGAAGGGUGCAACAAAAGCUUCAUCCAGAGAAGCGCCCUGACGGUCCACGUCCGCACGCACACCGGCGAGAAGCCGCACGAGUGCGGGCACGAAGGCUGCUUCAAGCGGUUCUCAGAUUCAUCGAGUCUGGCACGACAUAGGCGCAUCCAUACAGGCAAGCGGCCGUAUAGGUGUCACCACGAGCGUUGCUCGAAGACCUUUUGUAGAAAAACGACUAUGGUCAAGCACUUCAAGCGCACACAUCCCGGCCGGGCGCACGCCGCCGACAUGGACAUUGAAGCCAUGUCCGACUCUGUGAGUGGAGGGACGCCGGCGACGCCAGAGAACAACGCCGCCAUCCCUUGGCGGGGGAACAAUGAGAUGCCCAUGGUGGGCCACCCAAGCCACCAACUGCAUCGAGCCGCCUCGUUCGCCGAAUUCGGCCAGCCCAUCAGCAACUACGGCUUGCAGCCGCAAUAUAACCAUCGGCACAGCCUCUCGUCGAGCGGCGCCGCCGAGUUCCACCACGGCGCUGACCCCCUCAACCAGCCAACGCUCCAUCCCCAGCAGCAGCAACAGCAACAACAGCACCAACAGCAACACCACCCGGGCGUGCCAGUACUGCAGCGGACAGCGAGCGUGCCGCACCACAGCUAUUUCGUCUCGGAUCAGAACAACCCGGGCGUAGCAACCAUGAACGCGACGCCGCACCACCCGCCACAGCAUGUCCCAUACCAACACCAGGUGCCUCGGCAAGGCGUCGAACCCCUGCCGCUUGAGAUCCCGUCCUACCCCAGCGCCGGCGCGCUGUCUGGAAGCAUACCGAACAACAGCCCCGGCAGUUUCUCUGCCGCGUCCGGGAGGAGUCCGUCCACGCAGGAGGGCUUCUACACGCACGCGCCGCCGGGCCAGACCGCCGGCUACACGCUGCACGCCCCCAGCCCGGUUGACCCACAGACCCCGCAGAUGGUGAACUACCACCAGGCGCAGCUUCCCCCAUCUCAAGCCGCCGCCGCCGCAGCCGCAGCCGCAGCCGCGCAGGUCGCCAUGACUCGGGCGGCGCCGGGCCAACCGUUGCAGCAGCAGCAGCAACAGCAACAGCAGCAGCAGCCCGCGCACGCGCAGCCUGGCGCCCCCGGGCAGGAGCAGCCGUGGUACGCCGGCGUCGAGUAUCAGCCGCCCGUCGAAGUGGUGACGAUCGGCUCGGUGCCGCCGUUCAGCGCGGGGUCCACGUAUGACCCGUGGGCGAGCGUCAAGCUCGGUUUCGACGAUCCGUCCUUGCAGAUGCCGAGCGAGCGCAUCGCGAGCAUGUGAGCGGAGACCGCAGACUUGUCUCGCGGCGUGCGGCACGGAGAUGGCGGCCGUGACACCUGUCGCUGGCUGUCUUCCGUGCGUCGCGCGUCGGUUUCCGUC